Messenger RNA from Bombyx mori (domestic silkworm), 4286 nucleotides. RefSeq lists its product as uncharacterized. Bases 1 to 945 code for a protein of 314 amino acids. The transcript has a single exon. NCBI's taxonomy places the organism in Eukaryota, Metazoa, Arthropoda, Insecta, Lepidoptera, Bombycidae. The record is from RefSeq and is a predicted model, not a curated record.
AUGCACAACAGUGGGGUGUGCAGUCUCAGGAAAUAUUUCCUAUCGAGGGCUGACAGUGUGAUGCACAGAGAGGUCAUGGAGUGCGACAAAGGACUGACCCCGCUAGCCCUGGCCAGAGACGGGUGGCAAUCACCGGCGGUACUCAGUACCUCUGACCGUGAGGCCAUAUGGAAAGGGAAAGAGCUGCACGGACGCUUCUUUCAGGCACUGCAUGAGCCCCACGUGGACAAAGAAGCCUCCGUGCACUGGCUGCGAUUCGGUGACCUCUUUGGGGAAACCGAGGGUUUUGUCUGUGCAAUACAGGAUCAGGUUAUCAGGACGAACAACUAUAGGAAGCACAUUCUGAGGGAUGGGACAGCUGACAUCUGUCGAUUAUGCCGCCGACCGGGUGAAUCCCUCAGACAUGUCACCUCUGGUUGUUCUAUGCUUGCUAACACUGAGUACUUGCACAGACAUAACCAAGCAGCCAGAAUCCUCCACCAAGAGCUCGCCCUUAAGUAUGGCCUCAUCGAACAGAGGCUACCGUAUUAUAAGUACCAGCCGGACGCUGUACUCGAAAACGACCGUGCCAAGCUCUACUGGGACCGGCCCAUCAUUACGGACAGGACUAUUCUUGCGAAUAAGCCUGAUAUCGUGCUGAUGGACCAGACGGAGUCUCGGGUAUUUCUGGUGGAUAUCACCAUCCCCUACGACGAGAACCUCGUGCGGGCCGAGGCAGAUAAAAAGACCAAAUAUUUGGACCUGGCGCACGAGGUGACCGAUAUGUGGAGGGUGGUAUCUACAGAAAUAAUCCCGGUAGUUGUGUCGGUGAAUGGUUUGGUCCCUAAAAGUCUCUCAAAACAUCUCGAGAGGCUUGGUCUCAAUAAAAAGUCGGUGGUGGCCCAAAUGCAAAAAGCAGUCUUGCUCGACAAUGCCCGUAUAGUUCGCCGGUUUCUCUCCCAAUAGUCCCUAACGCUCCGGCCGAUUGUUGCCCACCUCGCCGGAGUGUGUCCUGCCGUCUUCCCAGGCGUGGCAGUGUUUAAUACACUAUAAUAAUAAUAACAACAGCACCGGCUCGGAUCUUGAGCGUUCGACGAAAUAAUAUCGGGGAUCGGUUACAAAAAAAAAAAAAAUAAUAAAAGCACCGGCUCGAAUCUUGAACAGCUCUUUAAAUAAAUAAAAAAUUAGUAACGGUGUAAUAUUUCUAUACAAGGUCUCAUGUAUAUUAUUUUACUGGUGGUAGUCUUGAGUUCGUACGGGUAGGUACCGCCACCCCGCCUAUUUCUGCCGUGAAGCAGUAAUGCGUUUCGAUUUGAAGGAUGGGGCAGCCGUUGUAACUAUACUUGAGACCUUAGAACUUAUAUCUCAAAGGUGGGUGGCGGCAUUUAUGUUGUGGAUGUCUAUGGGCUCCAGUAACCACUUAACACCAGGUGGGCUGUGAGCUCGUCCAACCAUCUAAGCAAUAAAUAAAAAAAAGAUGUCUAUGGGCUCCGGUAACCACUUAACAUCAGGUGGGCUGUGAGCUCGUCCACCCAUCUAAGCAAUAAAAAAAUUGUAUAGUAUGAAAUCUGGACUAUACAAUGUUGCACUGAAUUGUUUGUAUGCUUGUUACCGCCCGUAGAAUGAACCGUGAAGCUACCUUGAAUAAGCAUAGUUGCUUGGCGGGUGUGGGCAGGACAGAUGCACAGUUCGCGACAGAAGGCAGUUUCCUUAUCAAAUUGGAUACGGGUCGUUGUUGGUGCAGCUGUCCAUGAACGCACGGACGCGCUUGCAAGAACUACCCGUAACUGGUUUUUUAAAGAGGUUGAACUCCAAUUAUUCUGAUAAACACACAUUAAGGAUGUUUCAACUUUAGCUUCUGUACAUACUAAUUGAGAUCUUACAUAAAUAUAUUUAUUAAUUAUUAUUUAGAAAAGAAGCUAUUGUUUAAUUUAAAAAAAAACCCUAAACAAAGAGCUGAUAUGUUAUUUUUCUAUAAAAGAUAUUAAAAAUAUUUUCUGAUCUGUCGAUACGAUCAUAACACGUCCUGUCCAAAAAUGUAAAUCGAUGCAAACAAGAAUGAAUCGUCCCGAUAUCGUGUUCGUCUUCAUGUAACCAAACAGCUAUAAAAUUCCCUACGCACCGAUGACAACAAACGCUCAAGAUCCGACCCGAUUAUUACACUUUACGACUUAUUUACUUGACACAUGAUCCAAAUCACCAAAACUCAAACCUCCAAGACGACUAUUAAAAUAAUCGAAUAAAAUUGUACUGCCAACUGAAGAAAUAAAGUGCCUGAUUCUAAAAUAGUACAUCUCGUUUGGUCUCGUUACGUUGAAUUGUUGAAAUAUAUAUAUAAUUAUAAUACUCUGUAUUUAUCCCACCGUAACUGCAUUUUUCAUUUGCAGAUUAUGUAUUAGAACAAGUUAAGUAAAUGUAAUGAGUAAUUGAAAAUGGCUUUUACGUGUCGAGAAAUAACGUAACGAUACUUUAGAAAUGUGCUAAAGAAAUAUUAAAACAAUAUUGUAAUGUAAAAUAAAUUUGUUGAUAUUACUGAAAAUAUGUAAAAUUUGUUAAAUCCUUUCGACAUAAUAUGAUAAAUAUGCCUCUUGGAAGAACUGUGUUCUAGUAAUUAAGUCGUAAAACUUUAAUUGAAUAGAAUAUUUGUUUACGUAAACAAAACUGUUUUCGACUUUAGAAAUACAGCAAAGUUAUGUUCAGUGUUGCUUUUGUUAAAAUAUAUUCCGGAUUGUUAGUGUUGCCAACUUUCUCUGCUGUUUGUUGUUUAAACAUUCGAUUUCAUAGUAUUUACGACGUAUGUUUGCACGCGGUGUCGUUUAUCUGUGAACUUACAUUACAGAAUCUAUUUUAACUUAAUGAUGAGUUAAAGAGUUCGUCUACGGUAUGAAUACUUAAUGGUAUUAGUUUGAAUUUGUUUGUAAAACAUUAUUUUGUAUCGCGGUAUAUCAUAUGAUUUAGUAUAUACAUACAUACCACUAGUAUUCAUUUCUGAAUGUCGUUUUGUUUGUUAAUGUACGUUUUUUUUUAUAAGUCAUUUUUAUAUGUAUAGAGAUUUUGUUGCACCCUUAAUAUAGUGCGUUAGUUACAAUUGACAUAUACAUUUGUAAAGUAGUACCUGUUUUAAACUAUUGUUGGCGCGUUUGUAUAAGAUUAGAGCGUUUUUUAGCGUAAUUGAGUAGAUCUCAAAUUACAGUGGCAAUAAAGAGAUAUAAAUAUUUUUAUACUUACAUAGGACUUAGUUUGUCACUUGCCGAACAUUGAGGAUCACGUUAAUUCAUAUUAGUUACAUAUUAAAUCGAUGCGUGAAUUAAUUUGCGAAUACAUAUCUGAAAUAUAUACCUAAAAUUUAUUAAGUAUUAUUGUUUGUUCGACUGCACUUUGAAUGUUUUGCAUAAUGCCGACCGCUCAGUACUAAAGUCGGUUAAUAAAUGACGUUAUUUUGAUAUGCAAAUUUACGGGCAUCGUAUUGUUCGAUUAUUUAUUAAAAUCGAGCUACAUCUUGCAAAAAACGCAAAAAAAGUAUUUACAUUGGCGAACCGAUACGAAUUAUUUAUCCUUUUUUUUUUUUAAUUGUAACGAAAAGUACAAAUUUGUGUGAGUGUUUUUUAAUUAACUAAACGAUAAAGUACUGAGUGGCUCAUAAUAAAUAGGGCAACGUCGUUCAAUGAAUUACAGUAUUAUGAGUUCAGAAAUACGGAGCUAAUAUAUACUAAAUCAGCAAUAAUUUUGAAUCGAUUGACUGAAUUCAUCACGAAAGUUCAUUGACCUCACUUUUUAACCGUCGCUUUAGAUUAUAUCAUAAUAAUAUAUCUAGUGUGAUAAUUAUUGAAAAAAAAAAACCUAUAUUUUUCGAAUAAUGGAUUAUAUGUUUAGUAACUAACUGCUUAGUUAAUUUUUGAGCAGUGCGUAGUUUUUGCUUCAUAAGAGCUUUGGUGGAAUAUCAAAAGGAUCGUCGUGUCUGUGUAUCGUGCUGUGUGUGCAAUUUUAGAUGAAAAGGUUUCGCUCUUGAUUAGGUUAGGUUAGCCAUAUUAUAAUGAGAUUAUCGAUUUGCUGUUAUGAUCUCUGAUCGCCAAAGGCGUAAAGAAGAGUAUUUUAGAUUCAAUAUGUUUUAUGUAUUUACCUCAUCACUAGUAAUAAUAUAGUUUUUAAAAAGUGAGGUCACUGACUUUUCGAUUAGGUGCAUACCUAUAAUUGAGCAUACCUAUAAAUGGAGUGGAUGUUUAUUUAGUGCCUGAACAACAAAAACAAAAUUUAAAAAAAAGAAGAAUAUUAAUAUAUUGUAAAUAAAAAGUGAAAGUAAAAUUUAA